CGUUGGCGCUGUGUCAGCUGCCGGGCUGCUGCUCCCGGCACAUCCCGGGACAGCACUCGGCCCUGGGGCAGCUCUGGGCGCAGACGGAGCCUUCGGUGCCGCUUCCAGGAGAUCGGCCGACUCUUCCCAGCAGAGCAGGCUCCAGUUCAACUUCUGCCUUCCAGCUGUGAUCAUUCCAACCUACAGGAGAGCAGGAAAUGGCCGCAGCCCAUCCAUCUCAGGAGCCCGUGAGCUUUGCGGAGGUGGCCGUGUAUUUCAGCAGGGAGGAGUGGGCGCUGCUGGACCCUGCGCAGCGAGCGCUCUACCGAGAUGUGAUGCUGGAGACGUACGAGUGCGUGGCCUCUCUGGCUCCACUUCCAACCCCCAAACCUGUGGUAAUCUCCCUACUUGAAGGAGGGGAAGACCCUUGGAUCCCAGAUGUGCCUAGCCCCGAGGUCAUGGUGGGACACCUCAGCCCAGGAGGUGAUGGGAUCACAAAUAUAAAGGAGGAGCAGCAGAACAGUGGUGUGGCCGAAGGGCAGUGGGGUAGCGCCUCUGUGGAAGAAAUCAGAAGGGACGUCCAUGUGGGCCUGGAGCAAGGAGAACACUUGAAGAAGCCACUGGGAAAGCAUCUGGGAAAGACAGCAAGGAACCUGCUGGACUUGAGUGUGGGUCAAAAGCAGACUGAAGACCCCAGGAGCAAGGAUGUGUGCCAGAAGAAAAAGCAGAUUUUAUGCACUGAGUGUGGGAAGAGCUUUAAGACAUAUUCCAACCUUGUUAAUCACCAGCGUGUACACUCUCAGAAGAGCCUGUUCAAGUGCUCUGAUUGUGGAAAGAGCUACAAAUGGAGAUCUGAACUCAUCAAGCACCAGCGCAUCCACACAGGAGAGAGACCGUAUAAGUGUCCUGAGUGUGAGAAAAGCUUCAUAAGCAGAACUGGAUUGAAGUACCACCAGCGCAUCCACACAGAAGAAAGAUCGUUUAAGUGCUCUGACUGUGGAAAGAGCUUCACAAGCAGUUCCAACCUCUUUCGCCACCAGCGCAUGCACACAGAAGAGAGACCCUAUCAGUGUACUGAGUGUGAGAAGAGCUUCAAAAUACGUUCCCACCUCAUCCGCCACCAGCGCAUCCACACAGGAGAGAGACCCUACAAGUGCUCUGAGUGUGGGAAAAGCUUCACAAGCAGUUCUGAUGUCAUUGUCCACCAGCGCAUCCACACAGGAGAGAGACCCUACAAGUGUCCUGAGUGUGGGAAGACCUACAAAAGCAAUGGUGAUCUGAAGUAUCAUCAGCGCAGCCACACAGGGGAGAGACCUUAUAAGUGUCCUCAGUGUGGGAAGAGCUUCAAAACCAGUUCCCACCUCAACCGCCACCAGCAAAUCCACACAGGAGAGUGUCAUGGUUUUAUGAUUUUUCUGAUCGGUAUUCCACAGUAUAGCAUCAUACCGUGCACUGGGAGUUAAAGAGGUAAUGCUGCAGUUGUGUGGAUUGUUGAUAUUUCCUGGUACCUGGUCUUAGAAGGGAAGAAUGAACUCCAAGUCCCAGAAGCCUUCACUACUCUGUUUCCGCUUUCCAGUCGGUGGGAAAGAUAAAACUGACUGGGAGUAAGGAGACUGCCUCUUUGCUUUCUGUGCUCCUGGCCGUCUUGCCUACAGCAUUAGAGUAAGGACAUUGGUUUUGGAAAGUCUGUCUCUCAUUUUAUUUAUUAGCUUCAAUUCCAGUUAUAUUGUAUUAUAUUGUAUUAUCUUGCAUUACCCUAUUAUAUAUAAUAAAUUAGUUGUUUUUUUUCCCCUUA
Numida meleagris (helmeted guineafowl) is the source of this 1774-nucleotide messenger RNA. Its product is annotated as zinc finger protein 34-like. Gene Ontology annotation, cellular component: nucleus. NCBI's taxonomy places the organism in Eukaryota, Metazoa, Chordata, Aves, Galliformes, Numididae. The record is from RefSeq and is a predicted model, not a curated record. Gene Ontology annotation, biological process: regulation of transcription by RNA polymerase II. The transcript has 5 exons. Bases 198 to 1442 code for a protein of 414 amino acids. Gene Ontology annotation, molecular function: DNA-binding transcription activator activity, RNA polymerase II-specific; RNA polymerase II cis-regulatory region sequence-specific DNA binding.